AUGUUCGUCUUUCAACUUGUACUCUCGAGUUCUCAUGUAUUUACAUGUUCACAUGAGAUUUUUCAGAAGCAAACCCUUAGGGAGCUUACCGAGCCUCUCGAAAGAAAAACAAUGGAAGUUUCAACAGAUGAAGGCUUAAAUGAAUCCAUUAGAAUCAAAUUUGAUAUGUCUUCCAUUGAUCAUGCAUCUCUUGAUCCAUCACAAUGCACUUCUGUUACUGGCACAUGUACAUCUAAUGAUAUUCUUACUGAUGCUAAAAGAACAACAAUUAAAGAAACUUUCUAUACAGUAAAAGAAUUCUUAGAAAGUAAUAUUAACAUUACUCGCAAUCCUAAUGAUGAAUAUGACCUAACAAUUUCGGUCUACGCUCAGCCAUUCGGAUCAAGUUCCUCUGGUCUUGCAUAUGCAUCAUCAUUAGCCUAUAAUGGUGUCAAUGGGCGCCCAUCUCAAGGAAAAAUUGUUGUUAACCCCGCAAAAUUGCCUGAUAAGCCCGAAACCUUUCAAUCAGGUGAUAGACAAUUCAUCAUGACUGUUUUGCAUGAACUCAAUCAUGUUUUAUCAUUUUCUUCAUCACUUUUCAAUAAAUGGAUUACUAAUGUAACUGCACUUCAUUAUACAGAUGCCUAUGGCAAGGAAAUUAAUGAAUCAGCUUAUAACUCAUACACAGGUUACUUAAUUCCCCAUAAAUAUCUACAAACUCCACAUCUUUUAGCAUUUGUCAAUGACAGAUUCCAUGUAUCAUCUCCACAGUAUAUGCAUCUUGGUUUAGAAAUCGAAGAUGGUGGUGGAUCUGGUACAGCUGGUUCCCAUCCAAAUGAACGUUUAUUUUUCACUGAUUUAAUGCAAGGAAGAACAUAUGGUCCUGGUUGGAUUAGUGGCAUAUUCUACAAUACAUUAUGGGAUACUGGUUGGUAUGCUCCAUCUACAAAUGUUACCGAAGAAUUAAUUUAUUUAAAUGAUUACAUUAAUACAAAGAUCGAAGUUACAGAAAAGGUUCUUUUACAACCACCAACAAAAUCAUUCCCUGCUACAUAUCUUUGUCAGUCAACUGCUUUACAAGCUUGUUUUUACGAUUAUACUUUUACAGGGGCUUGUUCAUUGAAAUCCACCAGCGAAGUAGAUUUUGAGGGCCAUGAAGGUUGGUAUAAUCCAGAAAAUAAAUCAGAGGUUGGUCAAGAUGAUUUACUUGAUUACGCUCCUUUACUUCUUCCAUGGUACAGCUGCAGAACAAAUGGAUCUUCUGGCUUGCAAACAAUGAUUGAUUAUGAUUCAACAUAUGAUUACACUAAACAUGGCGAAACUUUCAAUGCAAAUUCAACUUGUGCUUUGUCAACAUUAAAUAAAGGUAUCACAGGUAACCUAAUUGCAACACCAAGAUGCUAUGAAGCUUGGUGUGGUUCGGAUAACAAGGUUAGACUUGUUGUUGAUGAUGAAGAAUACUAUUGCAAGUAUGAUGGUCAGUCUGCUAGCUUUUCUAACUAUGCUGGCACUGUUACAUGUCCACCUGCUGCUCAAGUUUGCGCAAAUAGAAAUCUUACAGAAGUAUUUGGCGUAUCCCAGUUAUUCCCCGAUCGCGGACCAAUUGAUGGACAAAAUCUAGUUGGUAUCAUGGGAUCUGGAUACUCCAAGUACAAUGCAUCUGAUGUAACAAUUACUAUUGGUACAGUUCCUUGCCAAAUUAAGAUCUAUAAAGACAAUUAUAUACUUUGUAAACUUGACACUCCAUCAACUGAUCAGCAAACUCUUAUUAAGAAGGGUACAUGGAACCUAUUGUCUUCUUCUACAACAACUAACGUUUACCGACAAUUUAUUGCAAACGUUACAACAUUCGGCGUUUUCAAGUUACCAGAUAUGUAUGUAUUCACCAAAAAGAAGUAUGCUGACUAA
Molecule: messenger RNA, 1887 nt
Organism: Trichomonas vaginalis G3
Lineage: Eukaryota; Parabasalia; Trichomonadida; Trichomonadidae
Product: regulation of choline O-acetyltransferase protein
Exons: 1
Coding region: 1-1887 (628 amino acids)
Biological process (GO): cell adhesion; proteolysis
Cellular component (GO): membrane; cytoplasm
Molecular function (GO): metalloendopeptidase activity
Source: RefSeq, a predicted model, not a curated record